Mesitornis unicolor (brown roatelo) is the source of this 1086-nucleotide messenger RNA. RefSeq names its product triosephosphate isomerase 1 (gene TPI1). The record is from RefSeq and is a predicted model, not a curated record. Gene Ontology annotation, molecular function: triose-phosphate isomerase activity. The transcript is spliced from 6 exons. Gene Ontology annotation, cellular component: cytosol. The coding region runs from base 141 to 644 and encodes 167 amino acids. Gene Ontology annotation, biological process: glyceraldehyde-3-phosphate biosynthetic process; glycolytic process; gluconeogenesis. NCBI's taxonomy places the organism in Eukaryota, Metazoa, Chordata, Aves, Mesitornithiformes, Mesitornithidae.
GCCUUCCAGAGGUGGUUUGUGGAGCCCCUUCCAUCUACCUCGACUUUGCCCGCCAGAAGCUCGAUGCAAAGAUUGGGGUGGCAGCACAGAACUGUUACAAGGUACCCAAGGGUGCUUUCACAGGAGAGAUCAGCCCAGCAAUGAUCAAAGAUAUUGGAGCCGCAUGGGUGAUCCUGGGCCACUCUGAGCGAAGGCAUAUUUUUGGGGAGUCUGAUGAGUUGAUUGGGCAGAAGGUGGCUCAUGCUCUAGCUGAGGGCCUUGGAGUCAUCGCCUGCAUUGGAGAGAAGCUGGAUGAGAGAGAAGCUGGCAUAACGGAGAAGGUGGUUUUUGAACAGACCAAGGCCAUUGCUGAUAAUGUGAAGGACUGGAGUAAAGUGGUUCUUGCCUAUGAGCCAGUUUGGGCUAUUGGAACUGGCAAAACUGCCACUCCCCAACAGGCUCAGGAAGUUCACGAGAAGCUGAGGGGGUGGCUGAAAAGCCACGUGUCUGAUGCGGUUGCUCAAUCAACUAGGAUCAUCUAUGGAGGUUCGGUCACUGGCAGCAACUGUAAGGAGCUGGCCUCUCAGCAUGAUGUGGAUGGCUUCCUUGUUGGUGGAGCUUCUCUCAAGCCAGAGUUUGUGGAUAUCAUCAACGCCAAACACUGAAGCAGCUUGUGAGGAGCAGUCCCUUGUGGUUAAGAACGAGAAACAGAAGCAAGAAGGGACCUUUCAUUGCACAUGUCUCAGUACAGAGGCUUUCCCCCUCCACGGUCAUUGUUCUAGCUGUGCUGCUAACCCCCACCACCAUGUUGCAGUCCUGUUAGUGGGAGUCUGUCUUGGCAGAGUCUUGACAGCCUCCUCUCAGAGUUAGCAAAAUCCUCUGUUGCCUGCUGACCUGUGAGAGCCCACAGGCAACCUGGCCAGUGCCUCCCCCUUUCUCUGCAGUGCUGCAGGGAGAGAGGGCCACUGGUGCUGGGGGAAAGGAAAAAGGAACUACAGUCUCUUGCAUCCUUUAGCUCCAUCAGCAAGGAGCCCAUCAGCUUAGACCCUUGUGAGAUGUCUUACCUCACCUGUGUCCCGUACUGAACAAUAAAUCAAGAAAAGAAAA